AUGCGCCGUGAACCUCCUGGCCGCUCAGCGAGGGGCCGAAUCUCUCGCGGUCGACCCACCGGGCGCGAGGAAGAAGAUGAAAUACCCGAAGUCUACCGGGAAAUGCUCGCUGAAGCAGAACUGCGGAGUCCAGAUAUCUCGGAGGCGGACCGUCCUAUCAAGAAACGAAAGGUUGGAGCUCAGAGAGCUACCACUUCUGAUGUUGUUUUUGUACCCCAAGUGCCACUGCCAAUGGAAGAUCAAGGUCAAGCCAGCCGGCAGGUACAGACGGUCUAUGACGAGCCCACGUCAGAGGAAUCCGAUAUGGAGUGGGAAGAAGUUGACCUUCAACAAGCUCCAGCUCAGUCAAUUCAGAUCCCUCCAGUGGCAGGGGGCGAUAAUGAACCACUCCAGAUCACUCUCGACAAUCAUGAAGGAAAGAGACGGAAUGUAGUCUCAAGGCAAAAGCCACUCACCGCUGCCGAGAAAAAGCUCCGAUUAGAUAUACACAAAGUUCAUGUGCUCUGUCUCCUGCGCCAUGUGCAAAUACGGAAUCUAUGGUGCAAUGACGAUGAACUACAGAGCUUUCUCAAGAGGAUGUUACCCAAGCAAGUGAUAGCCAUGUUAAAUCCAGCAGAGGACAAACCACAGUACAGCCGGUCUACGACCUUUGUUGAUGGGCUGAAUCAAGCCAGUGAUGCUUUUAGCAGGAGGUUCAGAGUGAAUAGGCCGGGCUUGAAGCGAGCUCAUUGGGUAGAUCCUGAGAAGUUGAAGCAAAAAGUGGAGUCUAUUAUGCCCGACGCAGAAGUCUUUUUGUCAAAAGAAGACUUUUGCACACAGGCUAGGACGAUGCAGGGCUCUCGUGACUUUGGUGCUCAGUUGUUCUGUGCUCUUCUACGCUCCGCAGCUGUGGAAGCGAGGCUGGUCUGCUCACUCCAGCCUUUGUCCUUUUCUGGGAUGACGAAGAACAUGACGCCGAACAAACCAGAUUCACCGUAUAUUGUUAUAUCGUCCGAUGACCAUGACACGUCAGCAGAUGAUCAACAGAUGUCUGGCGCCUCACCGACACCGGCGUCAAGGUCUCGAAGACUUGGACGACCACAAUUCAACCCAUCACGUUCACAGAAGACCUCUAUUCCAGGUCCGGGAUUUACCGCUCGAGCCUCGCCUUACCCGGUAUUUUGGGUUGAAGCAUUCAACGAAGCUGUCCAAAAAUGGGUCCCCGUCGACCCAUUGGUUACCAAAACGAUUGCAAAACCAUCUAAGUUUGAACCGCCCUUCAGUGACCCAUCAAACUGCAUGAGUUAUGUAGUCGGCUUUGAAGAGGAUGCGUCCGCAAGAGACGUUACCAGGCGCUAUGCAAAAGCAUUUAAUGCGAAAACACGCAAGCUCCGUGUUGAAUCUACUAAAGAUGGAGAGAGAUGGUGGGCAAGGACGAUGGGCUUUUACGAAAAGCCUUUUUUGGAGGACAGAGAUGAGGUGGAAAUUAGCGAGUUGACAGCGAAGACUGCUGCCGAGCCUAUGCCGCGAAAUGUGCAAGACUUUAAGGACCACCCGAUAUACGCGAUUGAGCGGCAGCUUCGGCGGAAUGAAGUGGUUUUCCCAAAACGCGUCAUUGGUCAAGUCAGUCUUGGGAAGUCGGGAUCGAAAGAUCAGGUGUUAGUGCCGGUGUACCGCCGUAGCGAUGUUCAUGUUGUCCGCAGUGCGGACAAAUGGUAUCGCUUGGGACGAGACAUCAAAAUUGGCGAACAACCAUUAAAACAUAUUCGCGUCAACAGAAACAAGGAUGUUGGUUUCAGCGAAGACGAGCACGACAAUGAAAGCGGCAUGGAGAUUCCUCUUUAUGCAUAUUUUCAAACGGAGGUCUACGCGCCGCCGCCUGUUGUGCAGGGGAAAGUACCAAAAAAUUCUUACGGGAACCUGGAUGUCUAUGUGCCGAGUAUGGUUCCUCCUGGGGGCGUUCACAUAAAGCAUCCUCAAGCUGCUUCUGCAGCAAGGGUCCUUGGUAUAGAUUAUGCAGACGCAGUUACAGGCUUUGAUUUCAAAGGCCGACAUGGAACUGCUGUUUUUCAAGGGGUUGUUGUUGCUAGCGAGUGUCAGGAGGCGCUUGAAGAGGUCUUGUAUCACCUUGAAGAUGAGAGAAGACAAGCUGAGUCUGAGGAAAAAUCGAGAGAGAUGUUACAGUUGUGGAAGCAUUUUCUUCUAAAACUGCGAAUUGCAGAAAGGGUCAAAAGCUAUGCCAUUGAAGGAGAAGAGAGCGCUGGUGAAAUCUCUGAAAACUACGAGGAUCCAGAGGAAACUGGUGGCGGAUUUAUUCCCGAACCAGAGCAGGAAAUGGCCGACACAGGAAAAUUUUCGACUUAUCAACAAUCAACCGAACAAGAGCCUCGAGGACAUACAUACAAUGAAGCAUCGACAAAUAAUGGAGCCCUGGGAGAUGAAGCGCCCCGUGGGGGAAUCAAAUCUGACGAGAGUGCCAGCCACAUAGAAGCAAUCUCGGUGAAUCCUUCCGCAAGGGACAUUCCCAAGGCAUCAAGACGUCCUCGUUAUAACCUUAUCGUCGUUCCUAAUAAGAAAGCAGACAGCAACGAGACCGGCACAUCCCAACGGCAACCCCAACAGCAGCACGAAGAAUCUCCUGGGAUUGCGGAGCUUGAACCAGCGGCAGAAGCUGAGAGUGUUAAGAGCUCCGGGGAGACUGGUCCUGCAGGCUCAUCGGAAGCUCCCAUUAUGGUCGACACUUCGACAACAGGCGGCUCCAAAUCAGCUAGUGUUGAGAUACUGUCGCGGGCAGCAUCGCAGACCCAGUCGCGAACUCCCACGCCAGAGGAAGUUGACGAGACACUAGCAGUUGAUGACAAUGGAUCAUUGUUGUCGCAUGAUCCUGAAGAUGAGGAUGCGAUUCCAGAGUGGCUAGUAUGA
This is a messenger RNA of Aspergillus udagawae, 2901 nucleotides long. RefSeq names its product putative DNA repair protein Rad4. The record is from RefSeq and is a predicted model, not a curated record. Bases 1 to 2901 code for a protein of 966 amino acids. Gene Ontology annotation, cellular component: nucleotide-excision repair factor 2 complex; XPC complex; cytoplasm. Lineage: Eukaryota; Fungi; Ascomycota; Eurotiomycetes; Eurotiales; Aspergillaceae. Gene Ontology annotation, biological process: mismatch repair; nucleotide-excision repair. Gene Ontology annotation, molecular function: single-stranded DNA binding; damaged DNA binding. The transcript has 4 exons.